AUGGUUGCUUGUGAUCAUUUUGUACUAUGCAAAGCAGCUCUAAUAUUUGGAGUGACAAGAUGGAUACUUUCUUGGGCACGAGAAUUGGUCAGGAGCUACUUGUACAUCUUCUCUUGGUCACUAGAAUAUGAUGAGCCCACAUUACAAUCUUCAUCACCAAUUCAUCCCUCUUCUUCAGGUUUGGAAAUGGUGAGGAAUUAUCUCAGUUUGACCACAUUUGAAACUGUUGCAGCCAGGCUGCCGCAAGAAGAAAGCCAUAACAUGUCAUGUGCUGUUUGCUUAAAGCAAUUAAGGAAGAAAAAUCAGGUCUGGGAGCUUAGCAAUUGCAGGCAUAUUUUCCACAAGGAAUGCUUGGAUAGAUGGCUUGUUUAUGAUGCUCGUUUGACAUGCCCUCUUUGUAGAACUUCUUUGAUCUCCAUUAGUACGUCAGAGUUGCAUUCUUCCAUGCAACAGCACCAGCAGCAGCCUAGUUGGGCUGUGGAGAGGAUUCUUUAUCUGUUCGGGGAUGAUAUGCUGUGUUCAUCUUCUUACUCCCCAUGA
Molecule: messenger RNA, 540 nt
Organism: Coffea arabica (coffee)
Lineage: Eukaryota; Viridiplantae; Streptophyta; Magnoliopsida; Gentianales; Rubiaceae
Source: RefSeq, a predicted model, not a curated record